Molecule: messenger RNA, 1659 nt
Organism: Phytophthora sojae
Lineage: Eukaryota; Oomycota; Peronosporomycetes; Peronosporales; Peronosporaceae
Exons: 3
Source: RefSeq, a predicted model, not a curated record
UCCGAGCUUGCCCGACGUUCAGGUCUCUCCCUGGAUCAAUUUGUACGGGUCUAUCGCAAUCAGACCUCGGACGACCCCAGGCCCACCAAGGAUCUAUUCAAGCUGCGCCUGCCAGCAGAUCCCAGUCUACGAGAUCUGAAGAGGCGAUGGAAUUCGGUCGGUCGUGAUGGCGUCCAGCCAAUGUGGAAAAACAGCAAGCCCCAGACACAGCAGACCCGACAAUCAAACCACCAGUCCAUGGCGAAUCACCAGCAGGACGUGCUCCACCACAUCAUCAAAGGUCAACGCGACGGGCGAUAUCUGGUGGUCGAAGCAGACCUACUGGAUCGCUGGACCAAUAUCUUCCUCAGUCCGAUAGGAACGGUGGAGAAGUCGGGUGCGGCGAAUCGAGUCAUUAACGACUACUCUUUCCCGGACGGAGCCUCAGUGAAUGAAUUUACCGAUCGGAGUAAUUUUCCCGUGAUCACUUACGACCCACCACGCGAGAUCGCGCGACGCAUAUUCGAGCGCAGACGGCGGUUCCCUGGUCACCCAAUUCUGAUGAUGCUCGGAGACGUAUGGGGCGCAUUUCGCCACAUUCCAGUCCAGGCUGAGCAUGUCCACAUGUUCACCUUUCGGUUCGAGAACUACAUCGUGGUGGAUCUCUCGUGCGGCUUUGGAUGGUGCGGGUCUCCGGCAUUUUAUUCUCUAGCUGGUUCUCUGAUCAACAAUCUGUAUGAAUCGCAGAAGCCAUGCCUCGGACUCUCCCCGCUCGACCCCGGCGCAUGUGAAGGAAACGUGUGGUGCGAUGACCACACGUGCGCCCUGGGCUUAAUGUGGGAUACACAUGACGGCUCCGUAUCUGUGCCCACAGAGAAAAUCUCAGAAGCUCGAAGGCAAGUCAUGAAUAUCCUCGAGGCCACGUGCGGCACGUUAUCAGUCCUGAACAAGCUGCUGGGGAAGCUCCGAUACGUGUCAUCUUGUUUCCCGCCAGCACGAGCCUUUUAUCAGAAUAUCCAAGUCUUCGCAGUAGGAUUCAAGUCCCCGAGGAUGCGGCGUAUCCCUCCAGACGUGAGAGAAGAUUUACGAUGGUUUUCACUGGUUCUUACGAUGGACACGAAGUUCAACUCCAUUCCCGUCGAACAUUUUGCCAGGCUGGAGCCUCCGUCCCGGCACGUCUGGAUGGGUGCAUCAGACACAGGUGUCUGUGUCCUAGAACCUCAGCUACGCCAGUUCAUCCGCCUGAAAUUCAGCGAGGCGGAAAAAGCGGUGUUCGCGACGUCAAAACAAGCAAACUCCAUCAACGUACGGGAGCUAAUGAGCGCGGUCCUGGCAAUACUGCAUUGGGGACCGGCAUGGGCAGCGACUGGGCGAGAUCGAACACACAUCUGCAUGUGGAUCGACAACACCAGCGCGGUGGCAUGGUUGGCAAAGCGAUCGAGUCGUCAUCCGACGGUUCGACUAUACAAUCGACUUAUUUCGGUGUCAGAGUUCCGCUAUUCCUUGACGUGCUCGGCAGCACACAUCGCGGGGGAGGAGAACGUCAUGGCCGACGCCGGAUCCAGGGCAUGGUGCGAGGAUCAUCCUUUGUAUGCCGUGUGGACUAACUUAUCCGAUGCAUGGACACAGGUUCAAACCGUUCCGCCAUUCGACAAUCUAUCGAGUCUCUGGGCAACAUUA